AUGACCCAGGUGUUGUUCAAGCGGAAACCUGUCCAGUAUCUUCCACGACCCGUGAUCGAAGAUGAUAGCUCGGAGGCAUGUUCCCUGACUAUCCAAUCAAUACAAACGGUCUGGGUGAUUCCGGAGACAAACGAAGUUUUUACCAGCUACGAGCCCUACCUCCAGCGGAUGGACUUUUACAAACAAAGACGAUUUAUUUGCGAAAUUACUGGUCAUUCAGGAUUGACUUUUUUCGAAGCACAACGAAGCGAAAUGGAGGAGUCGCGAGAGGUCAACAGUUCCUUUCCGGAUGCCCUGAGGGAGCCGAUACUCCGCAGAAUCCAAUUCUCGACCGUUUCGAGAAUUGACAACUUGGUCGAUGAGAUCUUUGAAGAAUUCAAACAGGACUUUUACCCCGGCGAGCAGGUACUAAUCUUGCUUGAAGAUAAUACGCGUCUCCACGGCAUGAUCAGAGACAAGGCCAAUUUUCCCGAGCAGACCAACCCCGAUGGCACAGUCAAGGCUCCAGCUUAUGCCAGAUAUCUGGUGAAAAUACUCGACCGUCCUAAUGAAGAGGCUCUGCUCGACCAGGAGCACAUUACUCGUGACCGGAAGAUGUUCACGAAACAGAUGUUGCGUGCAUUCAUCAAGAACACGGUGACUCGCGAAUCCUGGAAUGGUGCGCCCUGGCUGGUUAAAACCAGCAUAGCAGACGAGUACAAGAUCCCAACCGAAGUCCCGAAACACCUGCAAUAUGGCGCCAAGGUUGCCGAGAAGAAGGCAAUGAAGAAGGGGGAUCAAGAAGGGUUUUUCGGGUUUUUCGCCUCUCAACGGCUUCCGGAAUUAAAACCUGCAGUCAAGGUCCAGAAGUCAACGAAACCGUCCAUCAACGAUUUACUUCGGGCGAAAGAAGAACAAUUCCAGGAAUACCAGCGCUCAUUGACUGGGAACCCUACCUUUGUGGUCCCCAGCCCCUCUGUUGUAGCGGCGACAUCAUCUCGACCGGUCAAACCUCCGGAUAUUGGGAAAAAACCGCAGACGGCACCACCCGCACCUCCUUCGCCUUCGGUGGUCAUCAAGACCGAAACCCCUAAGCCGACGCCGCCUCCGCCUCCGCCGCCCAUCAAAUAUCCCAUCGAAGAUCUCGAGAUCCCGCCCAAUCGUGAAAGCGCUCCGCGCCCAGCCCUGAAAUUUGUGCAAGAUGACCAGGGCAAUGAUGACGAUGAUGAGUCCGAUGUACUUUCCGGCAACAUCAAACCUGAAUCGGUUGGCCCUUUACUUGAGACUUGGAAUACUCUUAACGUGUUCUGUGAAGUCUUUCAACUAGAUUCUUUUACAUUCGACGAUUUUCUCCAAGCUAUGUCUUUCUCGUCCGAUGAUAUAGACUGUGAGCUUUUUGUGGAGAUUCAUUGUGCAGUGCUGAAAAAACUGGUCAACGCGGAGAAAGAUCAAGACGGGGCCGUACAAAUUUCUCUCCCUGAUCUUCCCAUUGAGGAGUCAGAUGACUCGGAAGAAGAAGAAGAUGAGGAAGAAGAGGCGGUCAUAGAACCGGAGCCAGUGUUUACUCGAAUGACGACUCGAAGUAGCCUGGCCAAGGCUGAAGCCGAGAAUCUGCGAAAAGCCCAAGAGAACGAAAAUAUUGAAAAUCCGGAAGAAGUCAAACUGCAUCGAGCGGCGGAGAUGUUUGGAGACUACGGCUGGAUCGAUCGUUUGCGGAAACGCGACUUUCGCAAUGGUGGGUGGGAGAUGGUAAUGAUCGGCCUCUUGCAUCAACUUUCCGUUCGCCCCCGGGUGGAAAAGGUCUGCAAUGAAAUCCUCAAAAUACUAGCUCCUCUCGAUGCGGAGCCGACGAAGGAAACGGCAAGACUCCAAUAUGCGACCAUGGACAUCAAUCUGCGCAUUCAGGCCCUUGAGAUCAUCUGCAUGUUGAGCCUAGAAACAAAGGCAGUCAAAAACUACCUAGAAGAAUGUAGCAAUCAGAUGACUGAGUUUCGGAAAGAGAAGAUCGAAUAUCAGCGGGAGCGCAAGGCAGCUCUUGAGGAGCUUCGCCGGCUACAUGAAGAAAAGAAAGAGCUACAACCAGAACGGGGGAAAUCGCCGUCCCCAGUGCCGGAGCUGGAUAAUCUUGAGGAUUCCAAGAUGACUGGACUGGAUGAUGAAACAGACCAGGUUAUGGAUACGGAAGAUGAUGAGCCGCAAGCACGCUCUCUCCGGGGCGGUGCCGAUCGAAUCAUGGAACGCAAACGAAAGCUGGAGGAGGAGCGCGAGAGAAAGGAGCAACAGGCCAAGCAACCUAAGGGAUCGAAGCAAUACCAACGAGUUGUGAAGAAGAUUGAGGACCAGAAGGCCCGGGUCACGAAACUGGAGCAGAAAAUCGCAGACGUGGACAACGACUUGAGAGAGGCGGAUUGUCCCCGGACAAGAUGUCUGGGAAAAGACCGAUUCUGCAAUCGCUACUGGUGGUUUGAACGCAACGCUAUGCCAUACAAUGGAAUGCCCCAAAGCUCCACGGCCGACGCCGGCUACGCGAAUGGCCGCGUUUGGGUCCAAGGACCAGACGAUAUGGAGCGGUUGGGUUUCAUCGAUGUUUCCGAGGAGCAGAAGAUGCACUACAUGAAGGAGUUUAAAAUGACCCCUGCUGAGCGGAGGGAGCUGGAGGAAGGGACCAGCGUGCCGAAUGCUCAACAGUGGGGCUACUACGACGACCCCGAAUCGAUCGAGAAGCUCAUCAGCUGGCUGGACGGGCGCGGAAACCGCGAGCUCAAGCUGCGCAAGGAGCUGUUAGUUUGGCGCGGCACCAUCUCCGAGUAUAUGGGACGUCGUCAGGCGUACUUGGAGCAGAGUGCCGAUCGCGCAGAGUCCGAGGAGCCUCCGACGAAACGGGUGAGCACGCGCAACAAGACAUAUGUGGACGACCACAAGCACCGUUGCAUGCGCUGGCGCAAUUCGACUGCUCUCUCCGAGAAUGGUCAUCUUCAUGUGGACGCUGGCCGGCCGACCAAGCGGACGAAACGAGCCACCGACGACCCCAAGGAACUCAAGGCGACCAAUCGCCAGGGUAAGCCGCUGACCCGACAAGGUUCCCGGUAUAAAUUUUGA
Penicilliopsis zonata CBS 506.65 is the source of this 3078-nucleotide messenger RNA. RefSeq lists its product as hypothetical. The record is from RefSeq and is a predicted model, not a curated record. Bases 1 to 3078 code for a protein of 1025 amino acids. The transcript is spliced from 6 exons. Lineage: Eukaryota; Fungi; Ascomycota; Eurotiomycetes; Eurotiales; Aspergillaceae.